AUGUCUUGGACCUCGUUGCGGUCUGUAGUCCCAACAACCAACUCGGAGUAUGGGCAGAGCUUCCUGUCGGAUUCUCCACCAGACUCGCGCGGGCGGAAGAAGGAGAGUGUCGCGUGUUUCGCCUGCAAAAGGCGCCGGUCCAAGUGUGACGCUGGCAUCCCCUGCAUUUCCUGCAUUUCUCACAACACCGAGUGUGUCAAGGAUCAAAACGACGACGGGCGGCGGAAACUGGCCGUCAAGCGCAAGAUUGAUGUGCUGGAGUCGGACCGGCACCUGCUGGACGAGUUACUGGCCGCGAUCCGCACCGCCACGCCCGGCCAGUUAACAACAGUCAUCAGCCUGAUCCAGAGCAGCGCUAGCAGACAGGACCUCCAUUCGUAUAUUGAAACCCAGCUUUACGGACACAACAACAAUUCAUUGCGACUUGACGAGGCAUAUCGACACAAGGUUCGGCGCACCCGUCGACGGAUGCUCGGCCGGAUCCAAGACGUUGUCAAUCCUCCGAUAUCCGUGCCUGCCAAGCCAUGGACGACGGUGACUGACGACGAUGACUUUGUUUCACAUCUCAUCUCGCUAUGGUGUACGUGGGCCCAUCCGUGGUGGCACUGGGUCGAUGUCGACCUUUUUCUCGAGGCGAUGCGGUCAGGAGAUACUACCAGUCUCAUCUGUACGCCGUAUCUGGUCAAUAUGAUUUUGGCCGAUGCAUGUCUACUAGACACACUGGGCGAAGACGGCUCCGAGCCAAAUGAGUGGAUCCGGAGACAGUUCUACGAUGAAGCGAAAAAGGGAAUCGAGGCUGAGAAUGGCCACGUGUCGCUGGCAUAUGUCGCGGCUCUGGGGGUCCAGUGGACCUAUCUCAACACUAAUGGUCAAGAAUUACUUGGCAAUGCCCUCCUCCACGAGCAACUGUAUCGUACAAAGGGGCUGGACAAGUGGCGGCAGAGGAUUGAGCGGACUGGCAAUCUUGGACCAGCACGAUUGAGCAAGAUUGACCGAUGCCUCGACAGACUCUUGUGGAGUCUCUACACUCUCAAUUCGUGCGCUUUGAUGAACUUGGAAAGGACGAGGCUCCUGAAACCACCCACUCGACCGAAGCCGCCUGCCGACCACGACCGAAAGGAGCAUCCUGGUUGGACGCCGUAUCCGCAGCCGCAUAGCCCGGUCGUCUUCCAUCCAGACUGCCAUUUUCUAAGUUUCGUCUCGCUGAUCGAGGAGGCAACUCGGGUGGAGACGUUGUUUACGGACCAGUUCAAAAAGGAGUCGGCGCAAAGCCUGGAAGAACUCGAAAAUAACUGUCGCCAACUAAGCGACUGGCCCAAAACACUGCCCGACUGUAUGAAGAUGCACGACAAAGCGAUGCCGCAUGUGAUUGCUUUGCAGGCGAUGCACCGCUGGGUGGUUGUCAUGAUGGCCAAGCAAAUCGCCGCUCUUGAGGCGGGCAAACUGAAACGGCCCUCUUUGGUGGAGACGCCGCAGACGAACGAGCCGAGCCCAUGGAAAGAGACGUCGAUAUCGUCAUGCAUCGAGAUUGGCGAACUCGUCGAACAGAUCCGCCUGAACUGGGGCGCCGACCACUUCCCCGUCAUCAUCAUGCAACCCAUGGCCACGGCGGUGUUUCCGCUGCUCGAAGGCCUCGAUGAACGACCGGAUUCGCAGAAGGCACUGUUCAAUCUCUGUGUGACGGUGCGCGCGGCCAGCCGGAGGUUUCGCGUGGCCAAGGGCGUGCUGCUUCUGCUGCAGCAAACCGCCAACCAGAACAAUGUCGUGCUGCCGGACAAUUGUCAGCAGUUGUUGGCGGAUUUUGCCGCCCGGAUGGAUUUCAAUCGCCACAUCUCCGAUCCCUCUGACAUUGGGAUGGAGUACUUGCUGGAGAAAUGGGAGGAUCUGGAUCUGCAAGAGGUAUAG
Capronia epimyces CBS 606.96 is the source of this 1905-nucleotide messenger RNA. RefSeq lists its product as uncharacterized. Bases 1 to 1905 code for a protein of 634 amino acids. Gene Ontology annotation, biological process: regulation of DNA-templated transcription. The record is from RefSeq and is a predicted model, not a curated record. Gene Ontology annotation, molecular function: DNA-binding transcription factor activity, RNA polymerase II-specific; zinc ion binding. The transcript is spliced from 5 exons. Lineage: Eukaryota; Fungi; Ascomycota; Eurotiomycetes; Chaetothyriales; Herpotrichiellaceae.